Lathyrus sativus (Indian pea) is the source of this 453-nucleotide messenger RNA. The record is from the annotation of a GenBank genome assembly. Lineage: Eukaryota; Viridiplantae; Streptophyta; Magnoliopsida; Fabales; Fabaceae.
AUGCACACAGAGGGGCUCAACAAUGUAAUAAACUCAACAACUGUCGUCGCAGUCCUCAUAGCAACGGUUGCGUUCACUGCUAUUUCCAUCGUCCCAGGCCAAUUCGUCGAUAAUCCAAAAAACAUUCCUAAAGGAAAGUCGCUCGGGGAAGCAAACAUAGCGCCGCAAGCUGCGUUUCUAAUCUUCUUUGUGUUCGACUCGUUUGUGCUUUUCAUUUCUUUAGCGGUUGUGGUGGUUCAAACUUCAAUAGUUGUUAUAGAAAGUAAAGCAAAGAAGCAAAUGAUAGCUAUUAUUAACAAACUAAUGUGGUUGGCUUGUGUGCUUAUUUUUGUUUCACUUUUGGCACUGUCUUUUGUAGUUAUUGGGAAGCAGGUCAAGGUCUUUUCAGUUUCAGUUGUUAUGUCAGAUUCUGAGAUAUUAAACAAUGAGCGUACUAAAAUGUAUGCUAUUUAG